Molecule: messenger RNA, 1847 nt
Organism: Pangasianodon hypophthalmus (striped catfish)
Lineage: Eukaryota; Metazoa; Chordata; Actinopteri; Siluriformes; Pangasiidae
Gene: eef1db
Product: eukaryotic translation elongation factor 1 delta b (guanine nucleotide exchange protein)
Exons: 11
Coding region: 122-1768 (548 amino acids)
Biological process (GO): translational elongation
Cellular component (GO): eukaryotic translation elongation factor 1 complex; cytosol
Molecular function (GO): guanyl-nucleotide exchange factor activity; translation elongation factor activity
Source: RefSeq, a predicted model, not a curated record
AGCUCUCACCAGGUUUCACUCCAGCUUCUGCCUAAACCUUUCAUUCAAUUAUCACAAAAACAAUCUGAGCACACAUUAGUGCCAUUUGCUUGGUUAUUGUGUUACUCUUUACUAAAGCGUAAUGCCUCAGAGAAUUGUGAUCAAUUCCAAUGUGGAGGCCAAACCCACUGGCCAUUCGGACGUCGGAGGCUGUAUGUCCAGCGCGGUCGUACAGGGCCUGUUUUCGGAGCGUGCUGCUGUAUGGUUUGACUGCAGAGCAUACGAGAGAGCAGAAAGCCACUAUUAUAUGAGGCUUCAAGAGCGCCAAAAUGGGACCACAUCUGCUGCAAGCACCUCAAAUUCCCAGCGCGGCCAAGAAAAUUCUUUAACCAAGGCUAUCUUUGACCAAUCUCCUAAACGGCCUGAUUCAGUGACCACCCCUCGUUCCCUUCAGUUCACGCCUGAUAGCCCUUUAACCCCUACAUUGUGUGAUGAAGGAUACCUAUCACAAACCCCAACUCCUCUGACUCCUGCGUCAGCACCAAUUAAUGGCCUGCCUUUUGUGCCUGCGUUCCUCCAAGGGGUGUGGUUUCAGAAGCCUCUCUAUGACCGGGCAGAAGCAACUUUCUACCAGAACCUGUACCAUGUGAAUGAGCCUCAUACCACACCCGAUGGAGAGCAAGCAUGCCUCGGGCAUCCAGAUGCCGCUGUCAGUAACAAAGCCAAACCUGAUCAAACAAAAGAGAAGAAACCUGGCGAUGAUGGAGACAAGAAAGGAAGCAAUGAAUUAUGUCACUUCCUGCAUGCAGACAGCGAGAGGGUGUGGCUAGACCGCAGUCGAUAUGCGGAGGCGGAAGCUCGUUUCUACGAAGCCAUUAUGACCAAAACCAGCUGUAGCCUUUCACCGAAAAUGAGUUCAGUGGAGUGCUUGGCUCAGGAGAGGAUAUGGUUUGACAAGUGUCGCUAUGAUGAGGCUGAACGAAAGUUCUAUGAGAGGAUGAAUGGCCCCACACUACCUCCCCAGGACUCGGGGGCUAAUAGUAUUCUUCAGGACAUUGCUAGAGCACGAGAGAACAUCCAGAAGUCUCUUGCUGGAUUGAAGACGACCUUGCAGCCAACUACAGGCUCUGCCCAUAAAUCCCCAACCCCUUCUCACAGCCUCACUACGGCAGGAGGCAGUAGUGCUGAACACGGGGAACUUCUUACACGCAUGAAGACACUGGAACUGGAGAACCAGAGUCUACAGAAAAUUGUGGAGGGGUUGCGUUCUGCUCUGUCUAGCCUGGAGAGUCGGGUCUCAGUCCUGGAAAAAAGACCAGCAACCCCAGCAGCAGUGGUUAAUGGAAUUGCUUCUUCUACUGCUCCUCCUACGCAGAAAACACCUCCUGCGCCAGCAGAAGACGAGGAUGACGAUAUAGACCUGUUCGGCAGCGAUGAUGAGGUGGACGAAGAGGCCGAGCGUCUCAAGGAGCAACGGCUCCAGGAAUAUGCAGCCAAAAAGGCCAAAAAACCUGCACUCAUCGCCAAAUCUUCCAUCCUGUUGGACGUCAAGCCUUGGGAUGACGAGACAGACAUGGCAAAGAUGGAGGAGUGUGUGAGGUCGAUCCAGGUCGACGGGUUGCUCUGGGGUGCCUCCAAACUGGUACCGGUUGGUUACGGUAUUAAGAAGCUGCAGAUCAACUGUGUGGUUGAGGACGACAAGGUGGGAACAGACCUACUGGAGGAGGAGAUCACUAAGUUUGAAGACUAUGUCCAAAGUGUGGAUGUAGCAGCUUUCAAUAAGAUUUAAAGCACUAACAUACUUCACUCGUUCUCAUCUGCACUACACAUGAUGAAAUAACAUUUGACAAUAAAAAGCCCUGACUUUA